Messenger RNA from Drosophila hydei, 2415 nucleotides. RefSeq names its product membrane metallo-endopeptidase-like 1. Gene Ontology annotation, biological process: protein processing. Lineage: Eukaryota; Metazoa; Arthropoda; Insecta; Diptera; Drosophilidae. The coding region runs from base 177 to 2318 and encodes 713 amino acids. The transcript is spliced from 2 exons. The record is from RefSeq and is a predicted model, not a curated record. Gene Ontology annotation, cellular component: plasma membrane. Gene Ontology annotation, molecular function: metalloendopeptidase activity.
CAGGCCAUACAGUUUUGAGUUAGGUUCUGAAUGAAGUAGACGCGCAAAAAGUUUCCUCUCGAGAGCGCGUAACUAUUUUCAUUAAUUCAAAUCGAUCAAUCAAAACUAAAAAACUAGUUUGUGUAGAUUACACGUUCUGUAUUUGUGAAAGGGUAAACGCGCAGUUGAAAAGGAAAAUGUUUGAGAUUAAGAAUAUAUAUUUAUUGAUAUGCGCUGUUGCCUUAAUGGUCAGCGUUGGAAUAGCAAAGCCCGCAGCAGAGUCUAAACCAGAGAUUGAUGACGCUAUAAUUGAUAACAUUAUAACGAAUCCCAAUGUAGAAUAUUUGAAAGCCUACGCGACCCAAAUGCUAAGUUAUAUGAAUCGCAGCGUGGCGCCCUGCGAUGAUUUUUAUGAGUACGCAUGUGGCAACUGGAAGAAUGUUAAGCAGGAGCGACAAUCGCAGCAUAAGCGUAGCAAUCUACUGGACAUUGUUUACACGCUGGCCGAUGUGGCCGAAGAGCUGCUGUUGGCGAACACAACGCUGGCCGAGGAUAUGGGUUAUGGAGCUGAGCUGAGGAUUACACAACAAGUCUAUAACGCAUGCCUUAACGCUGAGCUCUAUCCGUUGCCAGCGGCCGACCCCGCUUAUCUGGCGCUUAUCAAGUCAAUUGGUGGCUUCCCCGCUGUCGAGGGUGAAGCGUGGCUGGCCUCGAAUUUCAGCUGGUUCAACAUGAGCUCCCACUUAACGAACUAUGGAGCCCAAGGACUCAUCUAUGAAAAGAACCUGCAACAGUAUCCGUUCAUGCCUUACUUCAAGCUGCCCGAGUUGGGCUUCGACUAUAUUGUGCACACCGACAACAUCAUCACAAAUGACACCACGGGCUACAAAUUGAAUGAGAAACGUAUGCGAGAAUAUUUACAGGCUUACGGUCUGCCAGAGGAGAAGAUAGUCGAUGUGAUCUCUGGUAUCUUCGCCUUCUGGCGUGAAGUCCUCAAGAUUGCAGAUCGUUUCGACGAUGAUUCGGACAAAUGUGAUCUGCUGUCGGACGAGUAUACCACAGAGCCAUUUCCCCAAUGGAAACAAUACUAUGAAAUUGCCUGGAAUAAUCUAGAUUUCAAUCCGUAUCCACUUGAGCGCUUCUGUGACUUUUUCUAUUACGAGCUGGACAAGGUGUGCGCCAAGCACAAGGAGGCUGCAGCUAACUACAUGGCCAUGAAGCUGCUUUACACCAUGGAUGCCAAGUUGAAGGCUGCCAAAUACCAGCGCGAUCAUUGCAUACUCACCAUUCAGUACUCGCUACCCUAUCUGCUGGAUAAGCUUUACUUUGCGAAAUAUUUCACGGAGGAGGCAAGUGUCGAGAUUGCAAACAUCAUUGCGGAGCUGCGCAAGAGUCAACUGACGUUGCUGGAUAAUGCCAAUUGGUUGGACGCGGAGACGCGCAAGGAGGCGCUGCUCAAGGAGUCAACAAUUGUGACUCGCAUCGGCGCCUUCCAGGAUAAAAAUCUUUCGGAAAGCCUUAUACGCGCAAUGAAUAAUCUGACUGUUAAGCCAGACAACUUUCCCGCAAGCAAUAUUGAUUUGAAACGCUUUAGCACCUAUUUGAAGCGCUACAUCGGAAUACACCAUAAAGAGCUGACGAAUGAUACGAAGCCGCUGGAACUGCUGGUGGGCAUGCAGGUGAAUGCGUUCUAUUACAAUUUGGACAAUUCCAUUAAUGUUAUGGCCGGCAUACUCCAUCCGCCUAGUUACGAUCAAGCGUGGCCCAAUUCACUCAAGUUUGGAACCAUUGGCUACCUGGUAGGCCAUGAACUGACCCAUGGUUUCGACAGUACUGGAGCCACCUUCGAUAGCAAUGGCACGUCACGCUAUUGGUGGUCCAAGAAAUCUGGCGAGGUGUUCAACGAGCGUUCCAUGUGCUUUGUCGAUCAUUUCAAUAAUUAUCUUAUACCCGAAAUCAAUCGCAAUAUUAACGGCAAUCAGACCAAGGAUGAGAGUAUCGCAGACAGUGGAGGGUUGCGUGAAUCUAUGAGCGCAUAUCGCAAUCACAUGAAACAACAGCAACUGAAUAGCGAGAACAAUGCCUCGUAUGUGCAUAGGAGUGAGCAGAUGCCUGGCCUGGAUCUCUCGCCGGAGCAAUUGUUUUUCGUCGGCUUUGCGCAGCUUUGGUGUGCCGACUACGAGGAGAAGCACUAUUGGGAGGAGCUGACUAACGAACAUCCCAUGGACAAGUAUAGAGUGAUUGGUGCCGUCACCAACAACGAGGACUUUGCGCAAGCCUACAAUUGCGAGCGUGGCAGCCCAAUGAAUCCGAUAACCGAGAAAUGUCGCGUUUGGUAACGACGUAAUUGGAAGCUGAUAAGAAGAUUCACUGAAUAACUAAUUAAGACAUGUGUUUACACAUAUGUAAAUAUUAGGGCAUGCCGAAAUAAAAUAG